CUUUAGUUAUAUUCACCAUUUUGAAUCCGGUGUUCGAUCAGAACACAUAUUCCGCGCAGAAUCCGUAAAUGUCUAAAUAGUUCAAAAAUGAAAUUAAGAACAGUAUUUUUUGUGUUAUUUGUGUGUUUUUGUAAAGUUAAUAUUAAUGCUUUAAAUUUACCCGGACCUAAAGUGUACGUUGUAACGCCAUCGACGCGAUUGUUACGAAACGAUGAAAAUAAAAUAACACCCUUUUACUACCAUAAAUGGCUGAAAAGAAUGGAUACGGUAGAAAAUAUAACCACUACUACGACACCUGCGACAACAGUGAAAACACCCGAUUUAAUAUUCGCAGAGUUCGAAUCAGACGGCAAUAUGCAAAAAUCAAUCAGAAAAUUAUUAGAAAAAGAAAGAAUAACAAAAUCAACAACUAUGAGCCCUAUAUACGUUCCUGAACUAGAGGAAAAUAAAGUUACUCGUAUUGUGAAUUAUGGUUUACCAAUAAAUCUAAGCAAUCGUGAUAAAGAAAGUGAAGAACAAGCACCAGUGUUUAAAUCUUCUACCACCAUGUUACCACCAAUGCAAGUAACUAAAAAAACUACCACAACGACGACUACCGAAGAUAAUCCGAUUAAUAUUGAAAAUAUAUGGCAUAUUAUUGAUGACGAAAAGAUGAAUCAGUACUCCAGGACACAGCAGGCAGUACAAGAUAAAUCAAAAGAAAAAAAUGUAAGGUAUGAUGAUCAAAAUAAAGAAAAUGCAGAACAAUUGCAAAUUAAAGAAAACGAAGAACAAAAUGGUGAAGAAAUGAUAGACGAAAAUUUUGCUUUACCGGGUUUUGCCACAAAGCCAGUUAGUGGAGCUGAAAAUGAAUCAAGAGCUAUACGAACUGAACCGAACAUAAGAUUCCCUUACGUAAAUCUUCAGCCCUUUCAGAUAAAAUCACCAAAAAAGCCGUUGCAAAGUAACAAUCUUUUAACAAGUUUGGAUCAAUUUUCUGAUUUAAAAUAUCCAACGAGAGGAGAAGUUCAAGAUAUUGACUCUAAUAGUCAACUUAUUGAUCGUUAUAAUCCAGCUCAACCAUACUUACCACAGCAAAAAUAUGGUAAAAACUUGUCAAAGCAGUCAAGUGGUAGUUUCUCAUCACAGAAAGCAACUGCCAAUUUAGUUCCACCACCGCCACCUCCACCACCAAAAGCUGGUGACGAUUUUCCUUCUCCUCCGAAUUAUGAUUCGUUUCCUCCAUAUGCGCCAUCUGGUCCAAGUUUUAGUCAAGUACCUGCACCGCCUCCUUCAUUAGCGUCAUCUGAUACAAUCAGUUCACAAGUAUUAGGACUAUCUAGUGAUUCGAUAAAUUCUGAUUCAAGUGACGGUGAGGAAAAACCAAUAAUGGAUUUAGGAUACCGUUACAAGCCCCCAUCAGAUGCAGGAGAUACUGCCAACAUUCCUAUGACAGACAUGGGUUAUCAAUAUAAGCUACCUUCACCUGCUACGCCACAAUUUUUUCCUACUCUCCAACCACCAGCAAAACCUUUCGCAGGUUAUUCAUAUAAUAAGCCUAGUAUGACUGCUGAUAUCUCUCCUCCGAUUGAAACUGACCCUGACCCUGAAGUCCAAGGAUAUCAUUACCAGAAACCUAAGCCUUCAAAUCCACCAACUAACCAUAUGCCACAAAUUUACAAAUCACCGGCUGCAUAUGGUUCCGACGAUUUGACACAUAGUGAUCACAAUUCUGAUUAUCCUGAACUAAUAUUUAAUAAACCACACGAUGAUAAGAAAGGAGAUGAUCAUAUGAACGACCACGACAUAGGAAUGAUGCCACCGUCACCACCAUCGGAUGUGAAGCCACAUAUGUAUGAACCGCCUACGAAUGAUCAUGGUUUUCCGAUCGAUUUUCCAACUGAUCUAAAAUUUCAUCAUGACUUUGAUGACCAUGACCACGACCACGACCAUGAUCACUAUCAUUAUCACCAUCCUACUACAACGACGACCGAAACGCCCCGUGUCAACAGAUUCAGUUACUACUAUUUAGGAAAAAAAUUGUAUUAUUUGCCUUUAUAUUUUAGUGUCUACUUUAUAGUCUACGUUGGGGCAUUAAUUAUCAAAGCUAUUUUGCGUCAUAAAAUUGUAUAUCCAAAUAGUUGGAGGCCAAAUACUACAACAGCAACCUUUUUUUCAAAAAGAUCCGUCGAUGAAUUUAUGUCAAAUGAUAACCUGCACGAACUUACGAAAAAAGUUACGCACGCUAUUGCAACGGCUGCAGAAAAAUACAUGAUUGGUAAAACUAAAACAAAAUAA
Messenger RNA from Melitaea cinxia (Glanville fritillary), 2277 nucleotides. Its product is annotated as arp2/3 complex-activating protein rickA. The coding region runs from base 88 to 2277 and encodes 729 amino acids. Lineage: Eukaryota; Metazoa; Arthropoda; Insecta; Lepidoptera; Nymphalidae. The transcript is spliced from 2 exons. The record is from RefSeq and is a predicted model, not a curated record.